This is a messenger RNA of Mesocestoides corti, 1728 nucleotides long. The record is from the annotation of a GenBank genome assembly. Lineage: Eukaryota; Metazoa; Platyhelminthes; Cestoda; Cyclophyllidea; Mesocestoididae.
AUGGUCCCAUCGGCCACCACCCAUUCACUCGCUCCAACAACCAAGUCGGCCGCAAAUUCGAUGGGACAGUCGCAGAUGUCGGUGUACGCUAACUGCUACGAGAACUACCCUUGCGGUUCAGGUAGCACACAAGAUGGUCUAAGCGCAUCACCAACCUCUCUGAGGAUACCCUAUCCAAUGUCUCCGCCUAUUUCGCCCGCAGCAUUUGAAACUCCAACUAAGACAGUUUCAGGUGCUCCCUCCUCGAACAGAGCUUUGGAUCUUAAUAAUAAGAAUGAUCAGGAUAUCACCGUAUCUGACAACAUACCAAAGCGGUCGUUUCGGAAGCCUGGCCAGAAUUUUGCACCUCAAACCGACAAACCCUCAGUUCGUUUUGUGGAACCACCCGUUUCAUCAGCCCCCGAUGGAAACUGUCGUGUACCCAACUCCACCUCCACCACACUUCCAACUUCCAAUGCCGCUGCCGAUGUGAAAACCUCAGGCACUGCGGCAAGUUUGCCUUUCCACAAAGAAUCCCAUCCCUUCCCUACCUCUCCCCACACCUUCCUACCUCCAGAAAAUCGGAUUUCGGCAAUGCCUCCAGCGAAUGUCACACCACUAGCUCUGCCACCUCCACAGUCCCUGGGUUUGCUGCGGACGAGGUCGGCUCCUAUGACUGAUUUGCAAUCUAUUCCGGCACGGUCAGUUUGGCAGCAAACCCACUCUAGAAUAGACCUCUUAGUUAACGAAGCGCUCGCAUUAAUUGAUCUACUUGGACGCGGGGGCUCUGCGCAGGUCCUGAUAAUGAAGAUCCGGAAUAUCGAACAGGGUCUUUUGAUGGAGUUGGCACAGCUAGAGCGACUCAUGGAAUCCAUCAGCAUUUUAGAUUCGAGUGUGGUAUCCCUGCUUCAAGACGAACGCCAGAAACUCGUGAAGGAGCGAGAUGGACGUCUUGUUGAAACCUUCCAACGACUUAAAGAACCUCAUCCAGAGAAGGCACUCAGGGAUUUGGUUUCGUCACUUGAGCAAGUUUCACAGUUGACCCAGUCAAUCAUUGGAAUUGUCCAGUUGAAUUGGUUUGAUUUCAACGAGGAGGGAGGGUCCAGACGAUUUCCACAGAUAGAGGACCAUUUUAGUGCUCUGUCAGUCAGUGAUCGUGACGAGAGUGUGGCGACCAGUUUAGAUUCCACCGAACCAACAGACUUGCUCGGUCUCCUCCACGUCUACGCAGCACAAUUCCACUCGCACAGUCUCCUUGUUCGCGGAACAGCUGACGAAUUCCUCGGAUGCAUCCAGGCCAAAUUCAAUGAACCUAGAUACACACGUGGCUACCAUCUCCCCACAGCAGGGGUGCUGGUAGCCAAUGCAAAAUUCCUCCUACGAUGCUCAAGCCAAUUGGUCGCUUUGGCAGCCAAUCUCUCAGCGGCUCUUCAAAAUCCCAGCCAAUCCACCACAACGUUGCCACAAGCGGAGAUUGAUAAGCUUCGGAGUGACCUUGAGGCGGCGGGGAACUCGAUAUGCGAGUCUCUCAAGGGACUCAUCGCACAAACCAAGGAAGUAGCGGGCUACCUCUCCUCGCCUGGUCUCGAUUUACCCGCGACAGCGACCACCUUGGCAUCGAAACCUGUGGUCUCGGGUCCAGAGAUAGAACGACUGGUUGGAGCUAUUCACGACGUGGUGGUCUCCUCGGACAACCUAAGGCAUCUUCUUCCCAACUUCCUUGCCAUGAAGUCGAGUCCUAUUGGGUAG